Closterium sp. NIES-67 is the source of this 970-nucleotide messenger RNA. NCBI's taxonomy places the organism in Eukaryota, Viridiplantae, Streptophyta, Zygnematophyceae, Desmidiales, Closteriaceae. The record is from the annotation of a GenBank genome assembly.
CGAGCCCAGUCCAGCUCGGCGCCGUGAGCACGCGUGUCUUGGAGUUCGCGCAUUGAGCACGCGCCGAGGAGCAGCAAACGAUAUUAAAGCGAGCUUAUCGCCGAGGUCUAAUAUAGCUUAUCAAUCGUUCCUUCGGCGAUCCAAGUCCUCUCACCUCUACAGAGCUCAGUAGCUGAUUCAUAUUCUGUGCAAACCUUGCCGUACGGAUCUCAUGGCUCCCACACUCUCUUCACGAGGCGCUCUCGUCCUCGGGCUGCUCUUCGCGUCCGCACUCCUCACUCUCGCUGCCUCGCCAAAAUGCGUGCUUUACUCGAACUGGGACUUGACGGACAAACAGCAGACGCAGGCUAAGAAGGGUGGCAAGUCCACCAAGUCGCUACCCACGGGCAAAAUGACAAUCAAGGAAUACAAGGGCAGCUCGGACGAGUCGUUCGACCUGACCGUUACCGCCGAGCUGAGCAAUUUCCCCGAGCCUCCGGUGGCGAUCGUGAUCGGCAAGGGCAAGUUCGGCAGCAACACGGGCGUGUCGUGGAAGAUCACGCAGCCGUGGAGUGGCGGCGGCGGCAGCUACAAGCUGGACUUCAAGCUCAGCGCCAUCGAGAAGAUCACGCCACGUGGCGGCAGCGGCACUAUUCUGGACGUGCUCCAGGCUGUGGAUAAGGGGGUGGUGUCGUCGUACUACACCGCUGUUAUCACCAAGUCCACCAAGGACUCCGGUGGCCUCGUUGGUGGCGGAUUCGUUAAGGGCUUCCCCAACAUCCUGCCCUUGUUCAAGUGCUAGAGCAGCUGGUUGGCCCUACUGAGUGCAGUCAGGUGCUACAAAGGUUGCCCAUCAAAUAAUUGCUGGCUCCAAUGGAAUCUCAUCUUACACGGCGUCAGCUGCUCCUAUUGGCGUUAGACUUGUUUUGUACCUGUAAGAGAAUUAUAGUAUGUUAUGCUAUAUAACCUAAACAUAAUGCGACCCAUGGGC